Drosophila ananassae is the source of this 1844-nucleotide messenger RNA. It is a transcript of the gene Or1a, whose product is annotated as odorant receptor 1a. Gene Ontology annotation, molecular function: olfactory receptor activity; odorant binding. The transcript is spliced from 3 exons. Bases 544 to 1722 code for a protein of 392 amino acids. Gene Ontology annotation, cellular component: plasma membrane. The record is from RefSeq and is a predicted model, not a curated record. Gene Ontology annotation, biological process: detection of chemical stimulus involved in sensory perception of smell; sensory perception of smell. NCBI's taxonomy places the organism in Eukaryota, Metazoa, Arthropoda, Insecta, Diptera, Drosophilidae.
AUCUCAGCAAAUAUAAUUAUGGCAACUAAUAGAGUUCAAUAAAUGGGUAAGCAAGCUGAUAGCCUCGUCUAAUUAAAUAAUAAAAAUAUAAAUAGCCAUCGAACAGCCAUUUCCGAGCCAUUAACAUGAUAAUAAAAUCACAAUCCAGCCCAGCGGAGAGACAAUUAAAGUGAUGUGGCUAAUGAGAAAAUGAAUGGGUUAUUAAAAUUCAUAAGUAUUUGUAUCAUUAUUGGUCCGUAUAUCCAGAAACGUACAAUGACAUACCAGUGAGCCACCGUGCCACUGUCGCCGUCUUGGACAGGUGUGGUGUGAAGUUUAGACCAAGUUUAGACCGACAGACGCCCGGGGCGGGUAAUUAAAUCAUUUGCCGGCCGUUUCACUUUUGGCCAACUUGGCAGCGGGGCGUUAACAAAAAAAUAUCAAGAGACCAACAAAUUGUACUUCUUUUUUAGAAAAUUAAAAAAAAACCUGGCCAAUUAUAAGUUUUCCAAGUCCUUCACGGAAAAGGACACUUAAGAUACCCAGCCUUCAGUUUCAGUCGAAAUGUCAAAGCUAAUCGAGGUGUGUUUGAGGAAUUUGUGGACUCAGCGGGUCACCUUCGCCAGGAUGGGCCUGGAGCUGCAGCCCGGCAAGGGUCAGCGAGUCCUGCGAUCUCCUCUCCUCUACGGCAUCAUGGUCCUUGCCACCAGUUUCGAACUCUGUACGGUGUGCGCCUUCAUGGUGGAGCAUCGAAAUCAGAUUGUUUUGUGUUCGGAGGCCCUGAUGCACGGUCUCCAGAUGAUUUCCUCGCUCCUCAAGAUGGCCAUCUUUUUGUUGAAGUCCCAGGACCUGGUAAGCCUGGUGCGGAUGAUUCAGGAUCCGUUUCAGGGGGAGGACAUCGGACUGGAUCAGUGGAGAGUGCAGAACCGCAGAGGCCAGCUACUGGCAGCCGUUUAUUUCAUGAUGUGUGCCGGGACGAGUGUAUCCUUUUGGGUGAUGCCUUUGGUGAUGACCCUGCUGAGAUUCUACAACACGGGAGAGUUUAUCCCAGUCAGCUCCUUUCGAGUGCUCCUACCCUACGAUGUCACGCAGCCCCACAUCUACGCCCUGGACUGUGGCCUCAUGGUGUUCGUCCUGAUGUUCUUCUGCUGCUCCACCACAGGCGUGGACACCCUCUACGGAUGGUGUGCCUUGGGCCUGAGCUCCCAAUACCGUCGUCUGGGCCAGAAACUGAAGACCCUUUCCCAAAACCCAGAUCCAUCUCGCAGCGAUUUGGGAUUGAGUGAACUAUUCUCGGAACAUGCUCGUCUGCUCAAGCUGGUAGGAUUCUUCAAUGCCAGCUUCAAAGAGAUUGCCUUCGUGGAGGUCCUGGUGAUCUGUGUCCUGUACUGCUCGGUGAUCUGCCAGUACAUCAUGCCGCAUACGAACCAGAACUUUGCCUUUCUGGGCUUCUACUCGAUGGUGGUGACCACCCAGCUGUGCAUUUAUUUGUUUGGAGCCGAGCAGGUGCGUCUGGAGGCCGAAGGAUUCGCCAGGCAGCUGUACCAGGCGAUGCCCUGGCAAGGACUCGGACCAGUUCAUCGGAGACUACUGCUGAUUCCAUUGCAACGCUCGCAGAAGGACACGGAACUGGGGGCCUAUUUCUUUCAACUAGGAAGACCUCUUCUGGUUUGGAUUUUUAGAACAGCUGGCUCAUUUACAACUCUACUAAAUGCUCUCUAUGGCAAGUAUGAAACUAACUAGUAUUUUUGGCGGCUAUUUUGGAUUAAUUUUCAUUGUUGGAAGGUUUUGAAAAAAUUUGGUGAAAUAUAAAAUAUUGUUUUAUAUAAAUUAUGGAAUUUUUUUGAGAAUAAAUAUAUGUCUAC